AUGCGGUUCAUCGUAUUUGUUACUUUAUUUUUGAUAGGAUCGGUUGCGUCGGUGAGUUAUGCAUACCCCUCAAAUAGUUUUACAAUGCUGCUUAACUAUAAAAAAUAUCUAAAUUUUACAGGCCCCAAAAUAUUAUCAACAAAUAAUUGCAAACAAUAAUGUCUUCUUCAUUGAUCACACAAAAACUUAUUUAUUUUUGGGACUUGAGAAGUUAGUUUCUUAUCAACUUUGUUCAAGACAAACAUUUUACAGAGUUUCGAAACCAUUCUUAACGUUUGGCACUUUAACACCACUCUCGAAAAACUUGUUCAAGUUCACCCCUAGUGCUACAGAAAUACCGACUGCGGAAAAAACAGUGAGAAUUGGAUUCGAUAAAGAUUCAAAGCCGAUCAAAUUCAAAAUUCAAAAACAACAAACAGGAGCCGCGAACACUGCUCAAGAUGCUCCUAAUGGCGUGAGUUAAUUUCAGGCACUGUUUAAAAAAGGAGAAAUGUGUAGACUAUUUAUUACUUGCUUUGUGCUAAAUAUUUGGAUGAACAUCGCAAGGCUGUAAUCUUCAUCAAAAUACGUAAUACAUUGUGAAAACAAAUGAAAAUUAAAAAAAACAUCGUUUAAACAUCCACAUGUUUCAAUAGUUUUUCUCUUGAAAAAUGCCAAUCCCUGCUAAUUAAUUUUGCAAUAUAAAAAAAAACAAUUUUUGUUUGUUUGAUAUUUUGGGCAUUUUUCAUCAUUCACGAUUUUUAACUCCACAAAUCUGAUUCACAUUUAAAAAUAAAAUAAUCGAUUGUUUCAAUCAAAAAAAUUUGCAGGCUCUUUACCGUGUGUUUGAAGAAGUUCCUGGCCCUAUUAGUCCUCCGCUCAGUUCAAAUAUCAUUGUUGUUCUUGAUCAAGCACAAACAUUCACGUGAGUUCAUUCUAUGAAAAAUUAACUAGCACUCAGCACACUUUAAGAAGCUUUUUACUUGAUAAUAGGCAAUUCCUCUUUUUACAAAAUUUUUUUGAAUAACACUCAUUCAAAAGUUUUUUACAGUAUGUCACAGCAUGUAAAUUGUCCUACACCAGUAACCGGGAGCAAAACAAACCAAAUGAUUUAUUUAAACAAAGCAUGUACUGAAGUUUCUAUCACUAUUGGAUCCACAGUGACGCAACUGAUUAGAACAACAGUGAGUAUUUUACGUUUUCUAUAUUUUUUCAAUCGAGAUCUAUGAAAUAUUACAGCCACUGACAGCGAAGAUAUUCAAAAAGAUUUACCCUGGAACUGGAUUAGACACCAAAAAAUUUGUGCUAAUCGAUAACAAGAAAUAUUUAAUUUCAGGAUUGACGUUGUAGAAGUUACAAUUGUUUAUUCUAAUUUGUUUUGUUUCAGAAAAGCAUCAAAAAGUGAAAAAAUUGGCGAUUUUGAGUAUCUUUCGGGAGAUUAUAGCACAUUGAAUCUGCAUCAUACCGCAUCAGAUAGUAAUGAUGAAAAACUAACAAAAGCAUCAACAGGCGGUAACCAUGAGUUUACAAGCAUUGCUGGAUUUGGUGUGAGUUAUUUAAAUAUCACAUGAAUCCGUUAUUUAUUGGAAAAGUCAGUUCUCAAUGUUGAUAUCCUAAUCUGAAAUUAUUAAUCUCUUCUACCACAACAUGUGAGAUUGGCAAUAGGUGAGAGUGAGGGAGACACAGACACUUUCACGUGCAAAUCUAAACCUUUCGACGAAAAAAAUAUGAAAAUUAUUCAUUAAAAACGUGAACUACGUGGAAUUCGUUUUCUUAUUGAAUCAGAGAUUAUCUCUACGUAUCGCUCAUUCUCGCCGAUUGCUCUUUGAUAUGUUGUGAUAUGUUGAUUUUUGCAAAUAUCGCUUAGGAAGAAACCUUUUAUCAUCAAAAAUUUAAAACUCAACAAUUUAGUAGGAAUCAUUUUGAAUCAGAAUACCAGUCUGACUUUUAUGUUUUCUCAAUCGCCCAUUGUUCAGUUGAGCUCUCAAAGGUUGAAAAAGCAACAUAGUGUUUAUACAAAGCCUCGUAACUCCUUCAAUAACAUAUUUUCAUGAAUAAAUGAAUAAAAAACAUCAUAAAAUGAUCACCGUAGUCGCGAAGUGCAUCAAGAAGUCAAUUUUAUUUAAUUUCAAUUUUCAAAAAAGACUAUAAUUUCUACAAUAUUAUCAUUUUCAGAGCCCAGAAUUCGGCUCAGAGGUUCACUGGGAAAAACAUCCUGGAUUGAUCUUCUGACCCCAAAAAACUACAGAUGACUUUUUACCAUUUCAAGAAAUAUUUUUAUUCAUUUUUCAAAUUCAUUCAUUAUCAAUUUCAGUCGUCGUUCGCUGUCUACGAAGAACUUGGUGAAGCACCCAAAACACGAGGCGACAUUGCAUUGUUAUCCGAUUUGAGAACGUAUCAGUGAGUUCAUUGAUUUUUUAAAGUUUUAUAUUGAUAUAGACUACUAACGCAUAUAGAUAGAUUUAAAUAUACAGUGGCGUGCAUUAGUCAUGCACACUCAUGUUUUUUUGGUGUAGGAAAGGUGAAAAUAGUCGGAAUGAGGUGAGAUUUGGCUAGAAUAAGUAUAUCGGUCCUAGAAAUGAUAUUUUAUCAAAAUAAUAAUGAUUUUGAUAUAUUGCCACGUGGAAGUUCCAUGACUUGCAAAAUGAUGAAAAUCGUAAUUUUCACAUUUUUCACAAACCGAACUCCAAUUUCUUUUUUGUUGAAUAUUUGUCAGUUUUUGAGUCAGACACAAUAUUUUAGCAUAUUUUAGUCAAUUAGGUCCAACAACCGAGUAUUUUGAUGAAAUAUAAGUUCUUCAGUAAUCUCCUGAAAUCUAUGCCUUCACUGAGACUCGCCAUCAAUUUUGAUCAUGGCUGAAGGUAUCAAAAAUAUGUGGUAUGAUUGAUAUUAUGGACUCAAAUGUUGUCAAACAUCAUCAAAAACAAGUUCGAAAAGCUUCAUAUGAAUACUGAUCAUUUGGUUUCAUUUCAGUACAUGUUAUGUGAAAAGUGUUACAAUUUUUGUCUGACAGUUCUCUCAUUUUUUAUCCAUACAUUAUCGAAAAAUUUUUCAAAGUAGGGUUUUAUGUUCUUAAAAUGGUUCUUCAGUUUACCUAAAUCCGUGGUGUCAUGGAUUCUCAACGAUUUCCACCACAUCUCGUAAUUUGGUGAGAAUUUCGAUCAAUAACUCUCAAUCAGCUUGGCUGAAUGAAAACGAGAAGUUGAAAAAACUCUGUUUUUUCAUAAAUUUGAAUAGAAACUCGAUGGAAAUUAUGAAAUAGGCUGUCAAAAUGUUUUUUAGACGUAUCAAAGUCAAUUUCAGUGGGUAACAAAAAAAUUUAUGCUCGAACCAGUAUGCAGACAAAUUUCUCAUUUCGAGAUCUCAGAGAAUUUGUUGAAAACCAUUCAAUAAAAUGAUAUUUUUCACGGGUAGAAAAGUUAAUCAGGAUUGAUUUUGAUGAAGUUUAAUUAGUUUCAUCAGAUUCUCGAAAAAUUCUUCGUCAAAAACUUCUUUUUACGGAAAAUAAAUCAUGAGUUUCGAUUUUUUUCAAGAGCCAAAAAUCAAGAUUUUCCAUUGGCCUCACUAGAGUUCCAAAUUGUGUAAUCCAUUUUAUAACAAACUUUUCAAACUUGUUUUUGAUGAUGUUUGACAACAUUUGAGUCCAAAAUGUCAAUCAUACCACAUAUUUUUGAUACCUUCAGCCAUGAUCAAAAUUGAUGGCGAGUCUCAGUGAAGGCAUAGAUUUCAGGAGAUUACUGAAGAUCUUAUAUUUCAUCAAAAUACUCGGUUGUUGGACCUAAUUGACUAAAAUAUGCUAAAAUAUUGUGUCUGACUCAAAAACUGACAAAUAUUCAACAAAAAAAGAAAUUGGAGUUCGGUUUGUGAAAAAUGUGAAAAUUACGAUUUUCAUCAUUUUGCAAGUCAUGGAACUUCCACGUGGCAAUAUAUCAAAAUCAUUAUUAUUUUGAUAAAAUAUCAUUUCUAGGACCGAUAUACUUAUUCUAGCCAAAUCUCAUCUCAUUCCGACUAUUUUCACCUUUCCUACACCAAAAAAACAUGAGUGUGCAUGACUAAUGCACGCCACUGUACACUGAUAAAAAAUUGAAAAUUAUUGACUCAAAAUGUGAAAGGAAAAUUCUGCAUACAUGUAUAUAUCUAAAACAAUUCGAAUUCAGUUUGUAUUAUGGGUAAGAAGUUAGGGUUUUGUUCGGAAAUAAACAUUCAGUGCAUUCCAUUCAGUUUUUUCCAUGAUUUUGGUAUUUUUAAUAUAUUAUAAUAUUCUCAUACGAUCGAAAAAUCAAACUAAUAAAUAUCUAUUCAAUGCUCAAUUGAUUCCAAAUGAUAUUAUUUCAGAAUAAAAACAAAUGACGGCUGCUCAACUUUACAAGCUGAUACUACAAAGAGAUAUUUAAAAAUAGAUACAUGUACGAAAUUGAAAAUAUCUGUGAAUAAUCAAGAUUUAACGCUCAUUGAGUGA
Molecule: messenger RNA, 4438 nt
Organism: Caenorhabditis angaria
Lineage: Eukaryota; Metazoa; Nematoda; Chromadorea; Rhabditida; Rhabditidae
Source: the annotation of a GenBank genome assembly